Molecule: messenger RNA, 2095 nt
Organism: Pyrgilauda ruficollis (rufous-necked snowfinch)
Lineage: Eukaryota; Metazoa; Chordata; Aves; Passeriformes; Passeridae
Gene: FLOT1
Product: flotillin 1
Exons: 12
Coding region: 129-1439 (436 amino acids)
Biological process (GO): regulation of receptor internalization; positive regulation of cell-cell adhesion mediated by cadherin; protein localization to plasma membrane
Cellular component (GO): plasma membrane
Source: RefSeq, a predicted model, not a curated record
GCUAAUGCGGAAGUAGCGAGCGCGGGGCCUGCCGGGAUCGGGGUGGCGGUCGCGGAUCGCGAUCGAUCCCGAUCGGCCCCGAUCGAUCCCCAUCGAUUCCCAUCGAUCCCCGGCCCUCCCCCGCCGCGAUGUUCUUCACCUGCGGCCCCAACGAGGCCAUGGUGGUGUCGGGUUUCUGCCGCAGCCCCCCGGUGAUGGUGGCCGGGGGCCGGGUCUUGGUGAUCCCGUGCCUGCAGCAGAUCCAGCGGAUCUCCCUGAACACGCUGACGCUGCCGGUGCGCAGUGAGAAGGUUUACACCCGCCACGGGGUGCCCAUCUCCGUCACCGGCAUCGCACAGGUGAAGAUCCAGGGGCAGAACAAGGAGAUGUUGGCGGCUGCCUGCCAGAUGUUCCUGGGCAAGUCGGAGAGCGAGAUCGGCCAGAUUGCCCUGGAGACGCUGGAGGGCCACCAGCGUGCCAUCAUGGCCCACAUGACUGUGGAGGAGAUCUACAAGGACCGGCAGAAGUUCUCGGAUCAGGUUUUCCGCGUGGCCUCGUCCGACCUGGUGAACAUGGGCAUCUCCGUGGUCAGCUACACCCUCAAGGACGUGCACGACGAGCAGGAUUACCUGCGCUCCCUCGGGAAGGGCCGCACGGCGCAGGUGCAGCGCGACGCCCGCGUGGGAGAGGCCGAGGCCAAACGCGACGCUGGGAUCCGCGAGGCGCGGGCGCGGCAGGAGCAGGUGUCGGCGCAGCUGCUGAGCGAGGAGGCCACGGCGCGAGCCCAGCGCGACUUCCAGGUGGCCCAGGCUGAGUGCGACGGAGCCGUCAGCGCCCGCAGGGCCACGGCUGAGCUGGCCUUCCAGCUGCAGGCGGCGCGUUCCCAGCAGGCCAUCGCGGCGCAGCGCGGGGAGGUGGCGCUGGUGGAGCGGGCGCAGCGGGUGCAGCUGCAGGAGCAGGAGGUCGGGCGGCGCCGCCAGGAGCUCGAGGCCACCGUGCGCAAACCGGCCGAGGCCGAGCGCUACCGGCUGGAGCGGCUGGCCGAGGCGCAGCGGACGCAGGUGCUGCUGCAGGCGGAGGCCGAGGCCGAGACCCUCAAGGUGACGGGCGCUGCCCGUGCCGCGGCUGUGGCCUCUUGUGCCCAUUCCUGCGUUCCCAAUCCCAUUUUGGUGUCCCCAGUCCCAUGGGACCCCGUUUUGGGGCAGGUGGCCGAGGCGGUGGCGCAGCCGCUGCUGGGGACGCGCCGGGUGACGCUCGUGGGCGGCUCCGGGGCCGUCGGGGUGGCCAAAAUCCCCUCGGAAAUCCUGGAUUUGGUCACGCGGCUGCCGGGGGCCGUGGGGGCGCUGGCCAGGGGCUCCCAGUCCCCUCAGGUGACCCCGACGGAGCCCGAGGGCGGCACCGGAGCCACCGAAACGUCUCCAAAUACCCCAAAAAUGUCCCCGAGUGCCACCCGCCAGUGACACCAAAGUGUCCCCAAGUGCCACCACCCCCCUGAGCCACCGGGACCCUGCUGUGUCCCCAAAGUGCCACCCAAGUGCCACCACCCCGAUGUCACCACGUCCCCAAAGUGCCACCGGUGGCUCCUGAGGCCACCAAGGUGCCACUGGCCCCCAAGUCCCUUUGUCCCCAGAGUGCCACCACGCCUUGCAUGUCCCCAAAGUGCCACUGCUGCAGCGUCAGUGUGUCCCCAAAGUGUCCCCCAAAUGUCAUCAUGUCCCCUAAGUGUCCCUGUGGUGUCACUGUCUCCAAGGUGCCACCUUGUCUCCUAAGUGUCCCCGAAGUGUCGCCACCCUCUGGUGUCACUUUGUCCCUAAAGUGCCAUGCCCAAAUGUCAUCAUGUCCCUGAGAUGUCCCCAAGGUGCCACCACCCACUGCAGUGUCCCACAAAUGCCACCCCUGAAUGUCACAAAGUUCUCAGUGUCCCCAAGGUGCCACCACCACCCCCAUGUCCUCAGUGUCCCCAGAGUGCCACCACUGCAGUGUCACCCUGUCCCAAGUGUCCCCAAGGUGUCACCUUGUCCCCAAAGUGCCACUACAGUGCUGUCAAUAAAAUGUCCCUAUGGUGCCACCGCCCCCAGUGUCACCAUGUCAAUAAAGUGUCCCCAAGGUGCCACCA